This is a messenger RNA of Penicillium salamii, 885 nucleotides long. The record is from the annotation of a GenBank genome assembly. Lineage: Eukaryota; Fungi; Ascomycota; Eurotiomycetes; Eurotiales; Aspergillaceae.
AUGGCCAGAGUACUUGAAGGAAAAUUCGGCAUUGUGACCGGUGGAUCGCGAGGAAUUGGCGAAGCGAUCGCACGCAACCUGGCGGCAAAGGGCUGCUCAUUGCUGCUCAACUUCACCUCCGAGUUCUCGCGCGGUCCCACCGAAGCACUUUGCACCGAAUUGACCUCAACGCAUAACAUCAAAUGCGAGAGUGUGCAAGCAGACCUGAGCACGCCCACCGAGGGCGUCGCUGCGAUUAUUGCUGCCGCACAAGAGAAGUUUACCACCGACGGCAAGCUCCAAAUCGAUAUUCUCAUCAACAACGCGGGUGUCUCCCAAGACCGCAACCUUAAUGACCCCAAGGGCGCGAUCGAAGCCGAGCACUUCAACUGGCAAUACGCAGUCAAUGUCCUGGCUCCUCUCCUCCUUACACAGGCCUGCGCCCCCUUCCUCCCCAAUGACCGCAGCGGUCGCAUUGUCAGCAUCUCUAGUGUGUCUUCGUCGCUCGGAUUCGUCGGCCAGUCAAUCUAUGGUGGUACCAAGGCUGCCAUUGAAGCUAUGACGCGCACCUGGGCGCGCGAACUUGCCGAUCGGGCAACCGUUAAUGCCGUCAACCCCGGUCCGGUGGUUGGAGAUAUGUACUUCAAGACCGGAGAUCAGUUCUGGAAGGAUAUCCAGGGAUACCAGGAUAACACGCCGAUGAGCAAGUUGGAUCUUAAUGACGAGGAGACAUUGAGUCGUUUGACAGACGAACAGAAGCGAUUAAUUCAAGAAAAAAUGGGUGGCCGACGACCGGCAUUCACGAGCGAAGUUGCUGGUGUCGUUGGCAUGUUGUGCACACCCGACGGCCUUUGGUGCACCGGAAGUGUGGUCUGCGCCAACGGUGGUAUGAAAAUGGUUGAAUAA